Messenger RNA from Emiliania huxleyi CCMP1516, 693 nucleotides. RefSeq lists its product as hypothetical. The record is from RefSeq and is a predicted model, not a curated record. The coding region runs from base 1 to 693 and encodes 230 amino acids. Lineage: Eukaryota; Haptophyta; Isochrysidales; Noelaerhabdaceae. The transcript is spliced from 3 exons.
AUGUUGCUCUCGCUCUCGGCCUCCCUCGCGCUCUCACUGCUGAGGAUCGCCGCGGCGGCAGUGCGCCUCGCCGCGAGUGCUGCUCUCGGCCUGCGCGAUCCGGCCGACAGCGCGUGCGCGUGCGAGUUUUACGAGGGCGUCGUCCACCACCUGCGGACCAAACCCAAGCGGCACACCCUGACCUAUCGCGUGCGGUACUGCCUCCUCGACCUGGACGCGGCGCGCCCGCCUGCCUGCUGCGCCGCGCAGCUCGAGGACCGGCUGACCGCCGCGCAGGCGCGCUCGGAGAGCGGUUACGACGGUAAGGACAUGGCCAGCGCGUGGACGCUGCACGCCAGCGCCCCCGCAGAGCGGCUCGCCCUCUCCGUCUCGUGCGAGCACCCGGAGCUGGGACGCUUCUUCGACGCGUCGCUCGCCGCGCGCCGCGCGCAGCCCGCCUCGUCCGAGGUCUGGGCCUGGCUCAUGCCCCACCGCGUCGCCGCCUGGAUCUACUGGCACGCCACACUCCUCCUCUGGGCGGGCGUGCCCUUCCUGCCGCACCCGAAGAGCUCGGACCCAGCCGCAUACAAGCGCGACAUCCUCGCAAAGGCGGAGGCCUCUGGCAAGACGCUCUGCCCGGCCGUCGGCGCCGCCGCGGUGGGCCAGCCCCGCUUCUCAUGGCGCGACGCGGCGCGGUAUCCGUGGGACGGCUAG